UAUUACCGUAUGGAAAAGUGCUAUCACCAUCUGGUUGGCAUCUGGGCGACUCUCAGAUAAGCGGGCAGAAUUGAGAUCUUUGAUUUGAAUGAUUUAUAACUACAAUUGGGGUUAAGAAUUGCUGAAGUUAUUAUUGUUUCGCUAUCACCAUCUCUCACAACUCAAAGGGGAUCUUAGUCAACCAGUUUCUCUCCACCCCUUUACUGGCUUCUUCACUCCUAGCAACUACGCCGCAGCUCCAUCUUCAACUCUCAUUCCUAUGGUGCUGCUGCUCGAAUUUUAACAUCUUCAAGGCUUCAUUAGCUUCAGAUUUCAACUUUCGUUCCUGUGCUGCUGCUGCUUGAAUCAGGCUUCGUUCUAUUUGCUCGAAUCAGUUUCAUACAAGUUCACUCAUAUCAAGACAAGAUGGCUGCUUCAGAAGAGAAUAGUUCACUGUUUCCUAUUUUUAUUUUGACUAUGAUGGCGCUGCCUUUAGUCCCAUACACAAUUUUGAAACUAUGUCGUGCUGCUAAGAAAAAGGCAAAAAGCUUACAUUGUCAGUGUUCUGUAUGCUCUCAGUCAGGAAAAUAUCAUAAAUCAUUAUUUAAAAGGAUCUCAAACUUCUCGACUUGUAGUAACAUGACACUUGUGCUGCUGUGGGCCAUUAUGGCCUUCUUGGUUUAUUAUGUUAAUAAUAUGAGCGGAGAGAUACAAGUUUUUGAACCAUUCAAUAUUCUUGGUUUGGAACCUGGUGCUUCUGAUUCUGAAAUCAAAAAGGCAUAUAGGAGACUUUCUAUACAGUACCAUCCUGAUAAAAAUCCAGAUCCUGAGGCUAACAAAUAUUUUGUGGAGUAUAUUUCAAAAGCUUACCAAGCCUUGACUGAUCCUGUUUCCCGUGAAAAUUAUGAAAAAUACGGUCAUCCAGAUGGGAGACAGGGAUUUCAAAUGGGAAUAGCUCUGCCUCAGUUCCUUUUGAACAUUGAAGGUGCAUCUGGUGGAAUACUGUUGCUUUGGAUAGUUGGAGUUUGUAUCCUAUUGCCAUUGAUCAUAGCUGUUGUCUAUCUCUCAAGGUCUUCCAAGUACACAGGGAACUAUGUCAUGCAUCAGACACUUUUUACCUAUUAUCACCUGAUGAAACCAUCAUUGGCUCCAAGCAAAGUUUUGGAUAUAUUUAUUAAAGCAGCUGAAUACUCAGAAAUUCCAGUUAGAAGGAUUGAUGAUGAACCACUUCACAAACUGUUGCUAUUAGUCAGAAGUGAAUUGAACCUAGAUAGCAAAAAUAUUAAACAAGAGCAAGCUAAAUUUUUGAAGCAGCAUCCCCUGCUAGUGAAGACCCAAUUGUUGAUUCAAGCCCAUUUGACUCGGGAAACAGCAGAUUUACCUCCAACUCUAAAUAGUGAUCUGAAACGAGUCUUGGAACUUGCUCCUCGUCUACUCGAGGAGUUGAUGAAGAUGGCUUUAAUUCCACGCACAGCUCAGAAUCAUGGGUGGCUUAGACCUGCCAUUGGAGUUGUUGAGCUUUCUCAAUGUGUUAUUCAGGCUGUUCCACUCAGCGCUAAAAAAGCUGGAGGGGGGUCAACUGAAGGUAUUGCACCUUUCUUGCAGCUGCCACAUUUUAGUGAAGUUGUCACCAAAAAGCUUGCACGCAAGAAGGUGAAGACCUUUGAGGAGCUUCGAGAUUUGACUCCACAAGAGCGUGCUGACCUGCUUUGCCAAGCAGCUGGUUUUUCUGAUGCUGAAGUAGAGGAUGUGGAACGGGUUUUAGAGAUGAUGCCCUCUCUGUCCAUGGAUGUCAAAUGUGAAACAGAAGGCGAAGAGGGUAUACAGGAGGGCGAUCUUGUGACAGUUCAGGCGUGGGUCAAACUUCAAAGGCCUAAUGGUUUGAUUGGUGCUCUUCCCCAUGCCCCUUACUACCCGAAUCACAAGGAUGAAAACUUUUGGUUUCUCCUUGUAGACCAGAACUCGAAUAGUGUAUGGUUCUCCCAAAAAAUUAACUUUAUGGAUGAAGCUACUGCUCUAAGUUCCGCCCCAAAGGCAAUAGAAGAAAUGAUGGAAGCUUCAGGGGCUAGUGCAAGAGACACCAGUGCAGCAGUGAAGGAAGCCGUUGAGAAAGUAAAGCGAGGGUCCCGCUUGGUGAUGGGAAAGUUCCAAGCCCCAGCGGAGGGAAACUAUAGUUUGACUUGUUACUGCUUGUGUGACUCUUGGAUUGGAUGUGACACAAAGACAAGCUUGAAGAUUAAGGUUCUUAAAAGAUCAAGGGCUGGAACCCGGGGCGGUGUUAUCACAGAAGAGGGUCCUUUACUGGAGGAUGGUGCAGAUGAAGAAGAAGAGAUCGAGGAAGAAGAAUAUGAUGAUUAUGAAAGCGAAUAUAGUGAGGACGAAGAAAAUGAAAAAGACACAAAGAAGGGUGCCAUUACGAAUGGCGAUGCUCAUCCGAAGAGUAAACAGUCGAGUUCUGAAGCCUCAGAUUCAGAGGAUGAAUAGAAGAAUGAAGGGAAACACUCCCAAAGGUUCGGAUCUGGAAAAGAUUGACUUGAAAGGAUACCUUAAUUUGUUAACUACUGCAAUAAACUGCUCUCAACCAGACAAUGUGAAAAUGAACAAUACAUGGAGAUGAUCAUAUAAACUAUACAUUUUCUUUA
Messenger RNA from Amaranthus tricolor (Joseph's coat), 2621 nucleotides. Its product is annotated as dnaJ protein ERDJ2A. Lineage: Eukaryota; Viridiplantae; Streptophyta; Magnoliopsida; Caryophyllales; Amaranthaceae. Gene Ontology annotation, molecular function: transmembrane protein transporter activity; RNA binding. Gene Ontology annotation, biological process: SRP-dependent cotranslational protein targeting to membrane; post-translational protein targeting to endoplasmic reticulum membrane. Bases 406 to 2463 code for a protein of 685 amino acids. Gene Ontology annotation, cellular component: Sec62/Sec63 complex. The transcript has 12 exons. The record is from RefSeq and is a predicted model, not a curated record.